AUGGCUAUAUCGCAGACACCCCCGAACAGUCAAAAGAGAAAGAUUAUCAUCUUCUCUGACUUCGACGGCACAAUCUUCCUACAGGAUACCGGCCACAUCCUAGUAGACCAUCUCGGCUGCGGCGCCGCCUACCGCAACAAACUCGAAGAACAAUUCAAAUCCGGCGAGCGAACCUUCCGCGACAUCUCAGACGACAUGUGGGGAUCCCUCAGCAUCCCCUUCGGCGACGGCUUCGACAUAAUGGAAAAGAACCUCAAAAUGGACCCCGGCUUCCGCGAAUUCCACCAGUACUGCGUUCGGGAAGGCUUCCCCUUCAACGUGAUCAGCGCAGGCCUAAAGCCCGUUCUCCAGCGCACGCUGGAUAUGUUCCUAGGCGAGAAAGAGGCACCCGGCGGCAUCCCCUGGAAACCCGUCUGGCGCGACAACACGGCCUCAGGCCACGACAAGGCCGCGAGCGUGAACCUAGCGCGCGUAAAAGCACAGGAAGAAUGCGAGCCGGAUGAGAUCCCGUUGAUUGUAUUUAUCGGCGACGGCGUCUCCGAUCUCGCCGCCGCCCGUGAGGCAGAUGUCCUCUUUGCUCGCCGUGGUCUCCGUCUUGAGGAGUACUGUAUCGAACACGGGAUCCCGUAUAUCCCGUUCGACAGCUUUGCUGAUGUUAAGAGGGAGGUUGAGGCGAUUAGUCUUGAGGACCAGAAGAAGACUGGUGGGGUUGGGAAGCCGGUGCGGUAUAACCCGCGUGCGAAUAUGUGGAGGCGGAUUUCUAGUAAGGAGGCUGUUCCGACGCUUAUGGCUACGGCUACGCCUACGCGCGAUGAGAAGAUGGCGCUUUGGCCGGAUUAUUUCUCCGAGCCUAAACAACAUACUGAGCCGACGAUUCAGGAGUGA
Messenger RNA from Penicillium mononematosum, 885 nucleotides. RefSeq lists its product as uncharacterized. Bases 1 to 885 code for a protein of 294 amino acids. The transcript is spliced from 4 exons. The record is from RefSeq and is a predicted model, not a curated record. Lineage: Eukaryota; Fungi; Ascomycota; Eurotiomycetes; Eurotiales; Aspergillaceae.